UUGAUUUGCAAAUACUUGACGUUUAAGUUUAAUGUUAUUGCAACUCGCAAAAAACCCUAUCUGCGCAAGUUCUCAUGCGCAAUGAAGACUUGGUCCGUGUCUCCUGGUCGAUUGCGGUGUUCCAUUUAGUUUUUCAGCUGACUACGCUUCCCACAGCCGCUUACUAGACGUCUCGCGCGUGUCAUGUCUGUUUGUUCCGCGGCGUAGUAAGACUUAGAGUGCUUGUGUCCGUGUAGUUGACUAGCUAGUGUCAGUGAAAAUGUUUUCAGGGCUCACGAAUCAGGUUUCUUCGUGGAUGGGAGCGGCCAAGGGCGAGCCCCAAGAUGAAGAGGUGCCUACCCCGACCAAGGACGCCACUGGAGAGCAGGCCGAAGGCGACAAACAAAGCCCUACCAAGGGAGGCAGCAAGUUGGACCUGAUCACCAAUGUCAAGUCACAGAUGACUGGCUGGCUUGGCUCCGGUAUACCUAUACCUGGCUUAAGAAAAAAUGAAGCACCACCCACAGAGGCUACUGAGGCAGCUCCGGAGGCAACUGAGGCAGUGGAAGCCAAGCCUGAGGGGAAAGAUGAUGAUGAUAACUCCAGGUAUAAUAGCGCUACUGGUGGAGCGGACAGUAGACCGGCGUCUACUGGUGGUACUCCUACCGAGGAACAGCCGGCCGGAGUCGGUAAUGUUUCAGGUGCAGGAAAUAAAAAGUUGUUCUCAGUUGAUGCUAUAGAAGUCCCUGAUAUGCAAGAGCUGACAACCAAGGCUGUCGCCGGAGCAAAGUCUCUGGGCAACUUCCUGUACUCGGCCGUUAACAAGGCUGGUGCCAAAGUUAGCGAGGCUGGUGCCAAGAUCAAGAAGACGGUAGAAGAGAACAGCAUCUUGGGCGAGUUCAACCGUGAACAAGACGCUUUCAUCAAGGGGCAGGAGGGUCGUGGUAGUGGCGCGGCCGUGCCCCCCUGGGUCGGGGCACCCAAUGAAGCCGCGCUCAAGGAGGAGUGCCUCUCGCUCUCCACUGAUCGACGUAACUUCGUGCGCGCGCCUCCCGCCGGCGUCGACUUCGACUUCGACUACGACAAGAUGUACCCGGUGGCCGUCGCCCUCAUGGCCGAGGAUCCCAACCUCGAGAAGAUGCGCUUCGAUCUCGUACCCAAAGUCAUCACGGAGGAGAACUUCUGGCGGAACUACUUCUACCGCCUGUCGCUGAUCUGUCAGGCCAAUGAGGCGGACGCCGCCGCCGGCCGUCAGACCAGCGCUGAAGAUUCCCAAGAUGAUAUAUCUGCAAGCGAGAGACUGAUAUCAAAAGAGAAAUCGUCGCAAGAGAUCAUAGACGAUGUCAAGAAACGUAUAAAGUCGUUGAAAGUAGAUCGUGAGAACGACGAUGAGCAAUGGGAGAAAGAACUAGAAGCGGAGUUGAAAGAGUACGAGGUAGUAGCGGAGAAGAGUGGAGAUGACAAGUGGGAGAAAGAGUGCGACGAUUUGUUGGAUGAUGAUGUUGAUCUCAAGUAGGCAACCGUUGGCAAAUAUUUGGCAUUGAUUGGCAAUCAUUGCCAGUAAUCGGCAAUUGCUGUCAAUAAUUGGCAAUUUUUGUCAAUCUUUGGCAAUCGUUGACAACGAUCAAGACGGGGGGAAAAAGAAAGCAUUUAUUGCAAAUAUUUCUCAAAUAUUAAUAGAGUAUUGGUAGAUUGUAACAGCUAGAGGCAUUUAUUAAUCAAAUUCAUGG
Molecule: messenger RNA, 1709 nt
Organism: Papilio machaon (common yellow swallowtail)
Lineage: Eukaryota; Metazoa; Arthropoda; Insecta; Lepidoptera; Papilionidae
Gene: Sap47
Product: synapse-associated protein of 47 kDa
Exons: 10
Coding region: 260-1495 (411 amino acids)
Cellular component (GO): cytoplasm; synapse
Source: RefSeq, a predicted model, not a curated record